AGGUAACUACUAUAGAAGUGUCACCUCCAUCCUCUAUCAAUCAGAUCGCGAUGUCUCGUAGGCCUACAAGCUCCGCAAGUAUGUUCGGUGGGGCUGGGGGAAGGGACUCCCGUGCGUCCGUGUCCACUCUGCAGGGUCUCCGGAGCGCUUUGCGCCCCGACUCCCAGAAGAGAGAUGGCGACAGCAUCGCCUCGGCCCAGCCUGAUGACAAGCGGACCAUGAAGGGCCUGAACGACCGGCUGUCUGGUUACCUGGGUCGGGUUCGCAAACUGGAGAAGUCCAACACGGAGCUGGAGGACAAAAUCAAAGAGAUUUUGAAGAGGAGAGGAAAGAUGACCGAUCGUGACUGGGAGGAGAUUGAGAAACCCCUGGUUGAGCUCAGGAAGCAGGUUCGUCAAAAGACCAUGGAGAAUGCUCGUCUUAUUCUGCAGAUUGACAACAGCAAACUGGCCAACGAAGACUUCAAAAACAAAUUGGAGACCGAGGUGGUGGCGCGUCAGAAUGUGGAUACGGACGUUGCCGACCUGCGCAAGGUCAUCGAUGACACUCAACUGUCCAAGAUGCAAUUGGAAAGUCAGAUUGAGGCCGUAAGAGAGGAGCUGGCUUAUCUCAAGAAGGAUCACCUUGAUGAUGUGAUGUCGCUGCGUCUGAAGGUAAAGGAUUCUGAUGUCACUGUGGAGGUGGACUCCCCUGAGUCCAACCUGGCCAGCACCCUCAACAAAAUUCGCGCUCAGUAUGAGAAGGUCGCUGAUAAGAACCGUGAGGACACUGAGACCUGGUAUAGUAAGAGGUUUGAUAAUAUCAAGAUUGAAGUGGCUAAAAAUACAGAGUCGAUCCAGUCCAGCAAAAAUGAGCUAACUGAUCUACGUCGCCAGAAACAGUCCCUAGAGAUUGAUGUGCAGGCUAUAAGUCAAAUGAUUCUCUCUCUGGAGGAGAACCUGCGGGAUACGGAGGGCCGCUAUGGCCAUGAGCUAGGCCGCCUCAACCGCGUGCUGCAGCAGCUGGAGUGGGAACUGAGCCAGGUGCGGACCCAGGUGGAGCGGCAGGCCAACGAUUACCAGGCCCUGUUCAACGUCAAGAUGAAGCUGGAGGCUGAGAUCGAGAGUUACCGUAAACUGCUGCAUGGCAUCGAUAGCACCGGCGAUUUCACCUUAGAACAUGCCUUAAAGAGUGAACCCCCACAGAAGGAGCCUGCUAAGAAGAGCAAGGGAAAAGAAGUGGCCCCGAAGGAAAAACAAGACAAAGCUCAGCCUGAUGACAAGGCUAAUAAGCCUGAUGGCCCUGCCCAGAGUCCAGCAAAAUAAAACAAACAACAACAAAUAAACAAUAACACAAAUGUGUUUUUUUUUUAUUUGUCAACAAAUAAAGGCAUAUGAUUUGACCUGCAA
Molecule: messenger RNA, 1388 nt
Organism: Alosa sapidissima (American shad)
Lineage: Eukaryota; Metazoa; Chordata; Actinopteri; Clupeiformes; Clupeidae
Product: keratin, type I cytoskeletal 18-like
Exons: 8
Coding region: 51-1304 (417 amino acids)
Molecular function (GO): structural molecule activity
Source: RefSeq, a predicted model, not a curated record